Molecule: messenger RNA, 981 nt
Organism: Diaporthe amygdali
Lineage: Eukaryota; Fungi; Ascomycota; Sordariomycetes; Diaporthales; Diaporthaceae
Exons: 5
Coding region: 1-981 (326 amino acids)
Source: RefSeq, a predicted model, not a curated record
AUGGGCAGCAUCAGUUACGAGAACGAGCCUCAGCUCGACACUUCUACGAACUUCGGGGACUGGAGAGAUCAACUUAUCAAUGACGGUUAUGUUGUGCUGAAGGGUGUUAUCUCGCCAGAGAGAGCAGGAUACUACCUCGAUAGUCUCUUUGACUGGCUUGAGACUUUUCCAUACGGCUUCCGGAAGGACGAUUCCUCAACCUGGGGGCCUCCAAAUCUACCGGCGCACAUCAAGGGCGGAAUGUACCACGCUUACUCGGUAGCGCACGAGAGAUUCUUCUGGGAAGCUCGAAUGGAGCCCACGAUCCUCAAUGCCUACGCCAAGCUCUGGCAAACCGAAGACCUUCUUGUAUCAUUCGAUGGUGCAAACUUGACCCUCCCAACGAAAGACCGAGAGCCCGUCGGUGCAUGGCCGCACGUCGAUCAAAGUCCUCACCGCAAAGGACUGCAGUGCGUCCAAGGGAUACUCAACCUUGCCCCGAACGGUCCCAAGGACGGAGGUCUCAUCGUCUUGAAGGGAUCAAGUGCCCUCAACGAGGCCUUCUUCAAGACUCACGACACGGAGCGAGAGACUUGGGGUCCAGCCGACUGGUUCGGAUUUAAACCAGAAGAAGUUGAGUGGUUCAAGGAGAGAGGCUGCGAGGCCAUCAAGGUCUGCGCUGAGCCGGGCGAUCUCAUCUUGUGGGAUUCUAGAACUGUUCAUUACAACUGCUUGCCAGAGAGUGAUGCGGUUCGCUCUGUAUUGUACAUGUGUUACUCUCCCGCUUCCUACGCGAGUGCAGAAGACCUACAGAUGAAAGCACAAUUGUUCAAAGAUCGAAAGGGCACCACCCAUUGGCCUCACGCCAACAUCUUCCGUAACGAGCGCAAGGUGAUUCGACUUGGGCAGGAAGAAACGUACAAGAGAGACAGACCGGUUCAAGAGCCUGUAGAAACUGAGAAGCUGCUAAAGCUUGCAGGAGUGGUGUCUUAUGGGUCGUGA